AGUAUUACUAUAUCUAUGCACGAACCUAGAUAAGAGCUCGACUCGUAACCUUUAUUUCUUAACAGGAGACAUUAUUGCAGGAAAUGUUUUUUAUCUUUAAUCUUAUCUUUGGUCAUUUAGUUCAAUAGAGUAAGUUGAAUAUAAGAUAACAGGUAAAUUGACAACAAUCCCAGAAAAUAUGACAAUGGGAGAUGAAACUCCUGUGACAACAUUAAUACUGCCUGUAUUAAUACGCCCUAUUCUAUCAGAGCUAGAAAAACAGGAUGUUUCAGCGUCGCAGACCUUACGGUCAGCUCUAACUAAAGCAGAGGCAUCACAUCCAGGGCUCACAUAUGACCUUGUUAUUGGUAUUUUACGGAAAGGGGAUCUAACAGUCAAUAUGAAUGAAAGUAUUUUACGCUUACAAGGGGCAGUAUCCGACUCUGAUGUUGUAGAAUAUCGUCUCAAUCGUUCAGAAGAUGCAUUCCAAGAGCUAAACAGAAAAUCAGCUGCGUUAAAAAGAAUCCUCAGCAGAAUUCCAGAUGAAAUCACAGAUAGAAAAACGUUUUUGGAAACUAUAAAGGAAAUUGCUAGUGCUAUAAAAAAAUUAUUGGAUGCUGUAAAUGCAGUGAAUGGAUUUAUACCUGGUACAGCAGGAAAGCAGUCUUUAGAACAAAGAAAGAGGGAGUUUGUGAAGUAUUCUAAAAGAUUUAGUAAUACAUUAAAAGAAUAUUUUAAGGAAGGACAUGCCAAUUCAGUAUUUGUUAGUGCAUUAUAUUUAAUUCAUCAGACGAAUAUGAUCAUAACCACAGUGAAGAGCAAGUGCGAGUAAUAAGAAGUAUAAAAUUACAGAAAAUACGCGCCUUGUUGACGAUGGUCGACUAAAUGACUAAAUAAAUCAAUAAAACGAAAUUUGAAUCAUAUCUAUUUAUUUUUUUCUUACUUUCUUUUUAAAAACAAUAUUAAAAUAAUUGAUAAAGUUCACAAACAGGAUUUACAUAUUUUAUUGUCUCAUUUUAACAUUUCUAACAAAUAUAUAUUUAUUGCUUUAGACCUUUAUGCUAAUGGGCAUAAUUCAAUUUUUUAUAUGGAAAGUAAAUUCGAAAUUUUUCAAUUCCACUGUUAUACAGGGUCAGCAAAAAUACACUGCGCCACAAAUAACACAUAAUUUUAAAAAUGAAUAAAAAUUGCCUUCAAGUUUUAUUCAAAUCUGAUGACACUGAAAUAAAAUAAUAAUAUGGGCAUAUACAAAUUUUUAUUAAUGAAUUUUAGAGAAAUAUAUCAUUGAUUAUUGAGUAUUAUUUUUUUAUUACUACUCACGUCAUUUCAGACGUAGUUAAAAUCAGCCAACAAACCAUAUAAUCCCACUAGUGUUUAACGGACUUAUAAUAAGCACCUGUUAUAGAUCAAGCUAAAAUUGCAAUUUUUAGUUUUCUGGGGGUAAUUUUGUAACCAUAGCCACUUUUGAUUGUGCAAUGUUGUUAAUUGAUAAAUUUUUCUCUCUUUUAUAUGGUACAUAUGCAGUUUUAGAUUCUGUUAUUUAUCUAGUAGUGUCUCCUUGAAUUACAACCAUAUCCAUGAUGGUCCCUUAACAUAAUUUUUCCUCCAAAUUUAUUGUCCUAUCAACAUUGUUUUUGUUUUCUUGUGCAUAUAAAAGAUGCUACAUGUGAUGAUUUAAGGUUAAAAAAGAACCAUCACUUCUAUAGGAAUGAAAUUAGAUUUCUUUGCACAUUAUCUUCACUAAUUUGAUAGUUAUAACUACAGUAUAUUUUUUAUGCAAUACAGUGUUUGCAACAAAGUUAAUGCUUUUGCAAAAAUCAUGCCACUUGAAAUUAUGGCAAGUAGUACAUUCUCCAGUCGAUAUAUUUUUAUUCUCACAAACGUUUUGGAGGAGUUUUGCUUGGAGGUGGCUUUUACGAAUAUUUUAAAGCAAAUUGAUAACAGAAUCCAUACAAUUUACUUUUUGCUGAUUUUUUUAAUAUUCUGAUAAAUAAAAAACAUUUACAACGUUGAAAAUAUAUAUGUUUAAUUGAUCGGCCGCAGUUUUUAAAUUUUAAAAAAUAUAAUUUUGCAACGCAGUGUAUUUUAAACAGGAGAAAUUAUCAGUACCCUUUUUUUAUUGUGGAAUUAGUCAUCCUCAAAUGGUAGAAAAAUUCCUAUUUCUUCUAAUAGAAAAAAAGUAUAAUGCAAAUGUAAUGUUCAUCUCUAGUACCUUUCACCAUUAAACCAUAGUGACAAAAACUAUUUUAGGCACUUCCGAGCAUCUUUUAAUCGACCAUUGUACCAAUAGUCACACUCUUCAAACAAUACUAGAUUUAUUAUUUUAUAUUACUUACUAUUUGUUUUAAUAAAUUAAAAUGUACUCCCGCAUACUUGUUAACAACUUUUUCCCUCUUGGUUAAGGUUUAGAGUAUUAAAAAUUAUUAUUAAAAAGAAUAUGUAAUAUAUGUUAUAAAAUAUAUAAUGUUGUUAUGACACAUGUUUGUGUUGAUUGUAUAGACGUAUAAAUAAGCGUAUUAAAAUGAUUUCAAUUAGUA
Diorhabda carinulata is the source of this 2516-nucleotide messenger RNA. RefSeq names its product programmed cell death protein 10 (gene Ccm3). Gene Ontology annotation, molecular function: protein kinase binding. Gene Ontology annotation, cellular component: FAR/SIP/STRIPAK complex; Golgi apparatus. The transcript has 6 exons. The record is from RefSeq and is a predicted model, not a curated record. The coding region runs from base 179 to 811 and encodes 210 amino acids. Gene Ontology annotation, biological process: positive regulation of MAP kinase activity; regulation of Golgi organization. NCBI's taxonomy places the organism in Eukaryota, Metazoa, Arthropoda, Insecta, Coleoptera, Chrysomelidae.